Messenger RNA from Panthera uncia (snow leopard), 2697 nucleotides. RefSeq lists its product as uncharacterized. The transcript has a single exon. Lineage: Eukaryota; Metazoa; Chordata; Mammalia; Carnivora; Felidae. Bases 455 to 1171 code for a protein of 238 amino acids. The record is from RefSeq and is a predicted model, not a curated record.
UUCUCCAGCUCUGUCCCCACAGCCAGCGUGGCCACGGCCUGCCCCGCUCGGCGCCCUCCGGCCCGCUUCAGGAGACCGAGGCCCCCCCAUCCACCGCGAGCCGUGCGGGCCCUGGGGUUUCCGCGUCGCAGAUGCGGGGCGGGGAGCGGGCCCGGCCAGGGGUCCCCUGAGCGCACGCCUUCCUUGGGGCCUGCGGGACCGCCGGUCCUCUGCCCCCUCCUCUCCCGCUGCCCACCUGGUAGCACCGAGUCUGAGACCACGCGUGGUCAUUUGCGUCUGUAGGCCCACUAGACGGUGCCCUCUGAGGGCCCGUGUCGCCGUGUUCUCCGCACGCCCGGUGCCCUGCACGAGGCCUCACGCACGGGACCCGGUGGGGAAAGGCUUGUUGAGUAAAGGGAGGAAGAAAGUCAUUGUGGGUGGAGGAACGGAGGCGGCGUGCCCGCAGAGGGAAGCCAUGCCGGGGCGCGGGGGAACCACCCGGGUCGUGCUGGCGGCCGCGCCGGCCUCUGGGCUGCCUUUUCUGCCUCUUCUGAUGCAGCGCUUCACGGCAUUCCAGUCCCCUGCCCCACAGGCCCCGCUGCCUCUUCGUGUGCGUCCUGAUUUGUCCGGAGCGCCUGCCGGGCUCAGGCGUCCCCCUCGGCCGGACGUCGGCCUCGCAGGGUCCUUCGGCGGGAGCCGGGUGGGCGGCGGUGGGGAGGAGUGGGCCACACGGAGCACCGACCGUGAGGCGCGGUGGGGACCCGGUGUUCCCAGAGCAGGACUGAGCACGCAGGCUGGCUCUUGGAGACCCUCGGGAGGCAGGGGUCACGAGGGCGGGUCUUCACGCGGUGUCCCUGACCUCAUGCUGCCUCCGGCCUCCCUGUCUCCGGGUGAGGAGGCUCCCGUCCUUCAGAGAGCUGAUCUCCUUCCCUGGCGGUUCACAGACACCAGCACCUGUCCUUCGUGUCUGGGACACGGUUCCAGAAGGAUCGCGGGUGUUCUCGAGGGAAGCGGGAGACCUCGCCGGGCCCUUGCUCUCUGGCGCCCUUUCACACGGAGCGCCUGUCCUUCUCUUGCAGAGCCCAACGACGAGAGUGGCGCCAACGUGGAUGCUUCCAAGAUGUGGCGGGAUGACCGGGAGCAGUUCUGCAGAGUCGCCCGGCAGCUGGCGCAGAAGUCGCUGGGGCUGUGAGGCCCCGGCACGCACACGGACACGCGCAGUGACAGUGACACCCUGUGCUGGCACCCAAAAAGGCGAGCUUGCAGAAGCACAGCGUCUGGUUUUCCCCUGCCUUUCCCGCUCCAAACAGGCUUCUCUUCUGAAAUGGUGAUUUAUGUAGGAUGAUGACGCCGGGCGCAGUUUUCCCCGUACUCGGGUGGGUGGUCGGAGCCCUCGCCACUGCCCCUCCCCGCCGGGGCCCCGCCCGUCGGUAGUGGCUUCCCUUCCGUCUGCCGGGCAGGGGGCAGCCAGAAUCAGUUGUCCUUCUGAAGAAGCAGCAGAGGGUGGGCGGGACAGCUCUGGCCUUGCUCCCCGCGUGCCCCAGGGGGACGGCUGUCUGCGUCCCUGCUUUCUAGUGCUUCGGGGGUGUUGUCCUUGUCAUCUGGUUACAGCUUUUUGUUUGUCGUGCAUUACAAACUAUCACACUUAGAAAUGCUUUCAGGAAAUAAAUACUUUUUAAAAAUGUGGAUUAAUGAAAAACGGGGUGUGUACGAGAGAGGUUUACUGCUGGUCGUAAGGACUGACCGCUUCUUCCUGGUCCCGUUUAGCGGGGAGGUACACCGAUGGCCGGGUUUACUGGCGCAUCACAGGGCGGGAGCACGCGAGACUGGACGUUUUGGUCAGUGUCUUCAGGACGCACAGGGGUCUGUCUUUUCCACAUAAACACGGGGAAGUUCUGACGUUCUGUACGUCGUGGCCGCAGCAGGAACGUUCAUUAUUGAGACAGUUCUUUUCACUUGGGACUGGAAGGGAAUGUGCACCCCUAGUGAGCGCAGAGGCGUGCCUUAUCCCAACCUUGACCGGGGCCGGGGGCGGGGGCGGGGCACUCAGUGUGGGGUGUGAUGUCCCUGCCCUGGCACCAGGGGCUCCGUUCUAAGCAAUAACAGAUCUGUUGCAGAAUCAAGGAUUUGGCCUGUCAGACAGGUUACAUCUAAAUAGGAAUUUCUAUUUUUGAAAUGGGGGACAGUCUACAGGACAUACGGUGGGUUUUACUUCUCAUCCUUCUCUCCUCAGUCGCUGUCCAGUGGGCGGGAAUCUGUCUCACUGACACCUGACACAGGGUUGCUUGGUGUUCACGAGACUGGUGGACGGGGCUCCAUCCAUGCUGGCUCUGUAAGGAAAGCAGAUUCUUUCUUUCUCAGAAGGGAACCAUUUCAGAUUUGGAACUCAGUACGAGAACUUGUAUUUGGAAGGGGAUCAGGAAGGGAGAGGGGUUGUACCUGAAUAGUAUUUGCGGGCGUAUGAAAUGAGACGCGGCCCUCUCCAUGGAGAGGGAAGGACUGGUCCGUGGGGGGAUGUGGUCCGUGGACACGGCUGGUGUGCAGGCGCUGUGGCCACGGGGUUUCCAUGAAAUCUGGAGAAGGGAGAGAGGCGAUCUCUUUGCAAGCAAAAUAUUUUUAUUCACUUGUAUUUAUUAAAUGGAAACAAAGAGAAUCUCAUGUCCUUACUUUGUGGUGGAGUUUAAUAUGUUAAAAAUAAAGUUAUAUAUUUUCCCCCUA